Schizophyllum commune H4-8 is the source of this 2905-nucleotide messenger RNA. RefSeq names its product glycoside hydrolase family 92 protein. The record is from RefSeq and is a predicted model, not a curated record. Bases 78 to 2828 code for a protein of 916 amino acids. Lineage: Eukaryota; Fungi; Basidiomycota; Agaricomycetes; Agaricales; Schizophyllaceae. The transcript has 19 exons. Gene Ontology annotation, molecular function: carbohydrate binding; peptide-N4-(N-acetyl-beta-glucosaminyl)asparagine amidase activity. Gene Ontology annotation, biological process: carbohydrate metabolic process; glycoprotein catabolic process; protein deglycosylation. Gene Ontology annotation, cellular component: nucleus; cytosol.
UACUCCGCGCACGGUUCUUGUCCUGCGUCGCCACUGCUGCUGCUCUUAUCGCGCGCCUGCUGACCUCUGCGACCGCGAUGCGUGCGGUGACCGUCCUUGCAUUGAUAGCUGCGUCUCAUGCGCAGUAUACGCCGCUUGUGAACCUUUUCAUCGGCACGGGCUCGGAUGGCAAUGCACUGCCAGGUGCUGCAGUUCCCAAUGGAAUGGCAAAGGUUGGUCUCGACAUGGACACCAGCCCUCGCCAAGCCGGCUACAAAGCUGACAAUUACUCUGUGACAGGCGUCUCCCUCAUGCACGACGAGGGUACCGGCGGCACGGCCACCGGCGGCUGGGGCAUCUUCCCUCUUUUCCCGCUCUCAAAUUGCGACUUUACCUCUUGUCCCGUCGGCAUUGACGACAGGAAAGUCAAACGCACCGAAGGCGACUCUGCGUCUCCUGGCUACUUCACCUCCACCCUGACCACCGGCAUCCAAAUCGAGACGACUUCGACUCGUAGAGCGGGCCUCAUCCGCUUUACCUACCCUGCCGGAGCCAAUGGCACGCACGUCGUCGUCGAUCUGACGAAUGACCUGCAGCGCUCGUUUCACGGCGGUAGUUCGAGUUUGGACUCUAGCGCAGGACGCAUCGAGCUUGAGGGAACGUUCUUGCAGUCCUACGGCACCUACAACUACACCGCCUACGCCUGCUACGACUUCCCCACCGACACGCUCGUCGCCUCCGGCACGUACGCCAACGGCACGAUCUCCGAGACUGGCACUUCAGUCUCAUACGACUAUAACGCCAACGGGUAUGCUGGGCUGGACGCCGGCGCGCUCCUCUCCUUCAGCGGCAGCGAUGAUCAUCCGGUCACCCUCCGCUUUGGCGUCUCGAUGCUCAGCUCCGCGCAAGCGUGCGCGAAUGCGGAAGCGGAGGUGCCCGGAUACGGCAAAGGUUCAGUCGAUGAAGCAGCCCAGGCAUGGAACGCCACCCAAGCAGCAUCCCAAGGAGCCUGGGAUGCGCGCUUGAACGCCGUACAGGUAGACACGGACAAGGAAGAUGCCACAGUGGUCGAGCUGCUGUACUCGUCCCUCUAUCGCGCCGCGCUCGUACCAGCGAACUUUACUGGGGAGAAUCCGUAUUCGGGGAGUGCGGAACCGUUUUAUGACUCGCUGUUCUGCUCCUGGGACACCUUCAGGACUGAACAUCCACUGCUUUCCAUCCUUUGGCCCCGACAGUGGUCGGAGAUCGUUCGAACGUAUAUCGAUGGGUGGCGCGCUGAUGGCUACAUACCCGAAUGCCGCGUCAGCACGAAGGCCGGCUACAUCCAAGGUGGCGCGAACGGAAUGCCCGUCCUUGGCGAGUUUGCGGUCAAGUACGCCGAGCAGGCGGCGGAGUUGGGGGUAGACACCGACGACCUAUACAAUGCCCUCGUCACCACCGCGGAGGAGACGCCGGACGACUGGUACCGCUACGGUCGACAGAACGACGUAUGGAAGCGGUUUGGGUAUAUUCCUUUCGAUCGAUGCGCCGGCACCUCCAAAGCGGGCAGCGCGUGCUCGACAGCGGCAGAUUGUGGGGAUACAGGGCUCUCCCUCUGCGGCUCCGACGGCUUCCAGUGCAUUGACAGUGUUUGCAGGAAGAAAACCGGCGCCUACUGCGUCGCGGGCAGCACAGAGUGUCUCCCGGACCACCCCUGCGUCGCCGGCGACCCGUACAUCGGCUCGAACUACAAGUCGCAACACUGCUCGCCGAGAAAUAACACGUCGUUUUGCGAGGAUGAGUACGACCAGUGCAUCAGUGAUAUGCAGCCAAACCCGGACGAGGAGUGGUGCGCGGCGGUGCGGGAUGAGUGUCUGGUGGAGGCGAAUGGGGGCACGCCGGAUGGCUCCAAGACGCGCGCCUCCACCGGUCUCGCCACCCGCGAGGUCUCCCGCACGCUCGAGUACGCCCACAACGAUUUCGCCGUCCGCCAGGCCGCGAAGGCGCUCGGCAAGUCUGCGGACGACAUCUCCACGUACACAAACCGGUCCCUGAACUUCAAGAACGUGUGGGACGCGGAUGUGCAGUACGACAAUUUAACGGGGUAUGUGCAGAAGAGGUUGGAGAACGGCACCUUCGUAUACACCCCGCCCGACGCAUGCUCCCCGGUCGACUCUGGCUCGCACUCCUGCGCGCGGGGCGACGACAACGAUACAGGGUUCUACGAGUCAAGCUCGUAUGAGUACUCAUUUUGGGCUCCGCAUUCGAUGUCGUCGAUCGUGAAGUUCAUGGGUGGCGCGGAGAGCUUUGUGACGAGGCUGGACCGCUACUUCGACGGCGGAUACUUCUUGCCAGGCAACGAGCCGUCGUUCGAGACGCCGUGGCUGUACCACUAUGCGAAUCGUCCGGAUCUGAGCGCAAAGCGGGUGCGGAAGGUUGUAUAUGAGAACUUCGGGACGGGCGUCGAGGGAAUUCCAGGGAACGACGACUCCGGUGCAAUGGCUGCGCUCCUGACUUUCCAUCUCCUUGGUCUGUACCCGGUCCCUGCGACGAAGCAACUGCUUCUCGGAUCGCCUUUCUUGUCGAGCUAUAUCAUCAACAACGACCUCUUUGGCACGUCGACGACCGUCAGCGUCACCAACUUCGAUUCGUCAACGCUGAAGGCGAGCCCGGACGAUGGCAGCAACCUCUACGUCCAGAGCGUCUCGGUCAAUGGUCAAGCGCGCGAUACCAUCUGCUAUAUCUCGUUCGACGAUAUCGUUGGCGGUGGUAACAUUGAAAUCGUGGUGGGGUCGUCGCCUCCAGAGUCGGGAUGUGGUAGUGCCACAAAUGCGCUACCGGACUCGCUCGAAGAUGGUGGGUUUGCUUGAGUAGUAGAGCUUGCUAGGACCUCUAAUAUACCCCUACGACUAAUUCCAGUCAAUAUAAUGUACGAUGAGGGACGAAC